This is a messenger RNA of Thyridium curvatum, 855 nucleotides long. RefSeq lists its product as uncharacterized. Lineage: Eukaryota; Fungi; Ascomycota; Sordariomycetes; Thyridiales; Thyridiaceae. Gene Ontology annotation, cellular component: Golgi membrane; COPII-coated ER to Golgi transport vesicle; endoplasmic reticulum membrane. Gene Ontology annotation, biological process: endoplasmic reticulum to Golgi vesicle-mediated transport; endoplasmic reticulum organization; Golgi organization. The coding region runs from base 1 to 855 and encodes 284 amino acids. The transcript is spliced from 4 exons. The record is from RefSeq and is a predicted model, not a curated record. Gene Ontology annotation, molecular function: D-mannose binding.
AUGUGGUUCCAGACACUGUCGGCCCUGUGCCUGGCAGCGACCACCUGGGCCGCUAUCAGCACUGACGAUGAUGGUGUCAAGAGCAUUGGACUGAGGACGCACUCCCUCCAACAGCCCUAUCUGGACUCUGACAUGCAAAGCCGGUGGGUUCCCUUGACCGCGACGAACUGGGAAAUCGAGGUGGAGUUCAAGAUCCACGGCAAGAAUCAGCUGUACGGCGAUGGCUUUGCGAUGUGGCUCACCAAGCAGCGCGGACAAGCGGGCCCCGUCUUCGGUAGCAUCGACAAGUUCGAGGGCCUCGGCAUUUUCUUUGACACUUACAAGAACAACCGCCCCGGCGUUGUGUUCCCUUAUGUCAUGGCCAUGGUUGGCGAUGGCCACACUUCAUACGACAAGGACACGGACGGCAAGCCCAACGAGUUUGCUGGUUGCUCGGCUCGAGGCCUCCGCCAUGCCUCUGUUCCGACCAAAUUCCGCCUGACCUACUACGAGGACAAGUACCUCAAGCUGGACCUGCAGUACAAAUCCGAGGGCGAGUGGACCCUCUGCUUCGAGACCAACGAGCCGCCCAAGAUCCCGCAGGUAGCCUACCUGGGCUUCAGCGCCGAGACGGGCGAGCUUAGCGAUAACCACGAUAUCAUCUCUGUGCAGGCCAGGAACAUCUACUCGUCAUCCCCCUCCACCAAGUCUUCUCCCGGUAGCGGACGCAAGGGCGGCAAGUACACGAGCGACGAGAAGAAGGGAAGCUGGACCUGGUUCUUCAUGAAGAUCAUCCUCUUCUGCCUCGUUGUCGCUGGAGGAUAUGUCGGCUUCACUGCUUGGAGGACCAACCAGAAGCGAUCACACCGUUUCUAG